GAAGCUGUGUCGACUGCGGCUGCGGCGCCAUCGGAGGAAAAGGCAUAGAUUAGACUGUCUUGCUCCAAGGAACAGGUGUCCCUCCGAGAUGCUGCUUCCUGGUUUCCGUUUACAGGUACAGAUCGGGAGUGGCGGAGGGAGGAGCUUGCUUUUCUUAUCCUGGCCUAAGAAUCGGAGAGUAAAGGCGUGCAGAAGUUUAAAAAGUGGUGGAACAAGGGACAGGAAAUCUGGAACCCAGCAAAAAAGACCCAAGGCCCAAGCCCCCUUGACCCUACCCUCUUACAACAUCCCUGGCAAGCUGGAUGGAGGGGGCCACAGAAGGAUGUGGGUUGAGAAGCCCUAGAAGAGGAAGACUGGGCAAUGUGUGGGAGAGAAAGGCAGAAGCAGAAGCUGAGGCAGAGCUAUGGCUGAUGACAAAGAGCUUCUUCGUGUGGUCAAGGACUUAAAGAAUACUGUGACUGAGCUAAACAAAAACUACCGGGAACAAGGGCUACCAGUGACUGAUGGUAGUCGGGAGCUGCAACAGUUCUGUGCCCAGCUGGAGUUCUUGUUGCAGUAUGAUUUGAAAGAGAAGAGAAACCUCUUUGGGCAGAGGAAAGACUACUGGGACUUUCUGAGCCGAGUCUUGACAAGGCUGCACAGCGGUGUACAUGCAGGAGUGCAACACAUUGCCACCCUGAACAAACUGAAAACAGGUGUGGGGAAGGGACGUGCUUUCAUUCGCUAUUGCCUGGUCCAUCAGCAGUUAGCUGAGACUCUGCAGCUUUGCUUCAUGGAGCCAGAGGUCAUCAGUGAAUGGUACUACGCACGCAGCCCCUUCUUGGAUGAAAAGCUGUGGAUGGACAUCUUGGGCUUCCUCUAUGAACUAGAUGGUGUUGCCUUUCACCUGGCACUCCGCAGGGGAGAUCUGGAUGCUGCAUGGCCUAUGGUCUCAGAAGCUUUGCCACGAUGUUCCAACCCAGUUGCUGUGCACUUUCAGGAGGAGAAAGCAUCACCUGAGGCUGAGAACUCAAACAGACAUUGCGGGAGCUACCAAGGAGCCACCAAAAGUCAUGAGAGAGCACAAAGAACCAUCUGUGACCAACAGGCCAUUGAAUCGACUGCUGAUGAUCUACUCAGGACUGGGAUGGAACAUUCCGUGGAGAAAUGGGUUGGCAUCUGGAGAAGCAGAAAGAACAAUCUGCUGCAGAUGGGUUGCCUCCUGAAGCUGAACCCUUUCAUGGAAAGGGAUCCUACUCCUAGCAAGGAGAUGCAGAGGGCAAAUGGUGAACUGCAGGUCCAAGUGGACAAGAAGAGCAGGGAGCAGCCAGGCAACAUCUCUUCCACCCAGGAACUACACUCCCUGAUUUCUCAGUCAGAACACUGCCUCUAUGGAAAGAUGGAGAGACCAUCUACUGAAGGUCUUGGCUGGUGGAAGCAGAAGGAUUUCAGAACACCGAUGUGGGAGCUCGGCACUUUGCAGCAAAAGCUGGCCCAGCAGCAAGAGGAGAACAUAGCUCUGAGACGAGCUCUUUCUGAGGAAAACCAGUCUCUGAAAGAGGAGUUGGCAAAACAUGAGCAGCAACACAAGGAAAAAAUGGAUGAGGAGGAAAAACAGCAACAAGAGCUGGCCGAGGUAGUAAGGGCCCUCAGGGAGGCAGAGCGCAAGGCAGCCAACCUGACCAGCGAAUGCCAGGAGGCCUGGUCCAAGAAAGAUGCUGCUGAGAGGUCUCUACAGGAGGCAGAGCAAAGGCUGAGUUCUCAGGAGGCAGAGAGGAGGAAGCACCUGGCAGACAUUGAGGCCCAAGAGUUGAGGCAGCAGCAGCUGGUCUCUCGGUGCCAGAGGCUGCAGGAGAAACUGAAGGUGUGCGAAGACAGUCUGGUAAAGUGGGAAGCCCAAGCAGUGGUCCUGGAAAGCCAACAUGGCCAUCUGGAAAUGGCUGAAGAGCAGCCAGAAAGGAUGAGCUGGAAGGCAGCAGAAAGGGAAAAACAUCUGACUAUGUUGGAGUGGAAUCUCCUAAGGGAGAAAUUGGAAAGAAGCCUUUCUGAGAUACAAGUGCUAGAGAGAGAGAAGGAGGUUCUUAUGGAAACUCUGGUGUCCCAGGGGCAAAGCGUGGUGUUUUCAAAGCUAGAAAUUCAGGACUUUCAGAAGGAGCUGUCAGUGUGCCGAGAGCAUGUUGUCACUCUCCAGGUAUCUCUAGAGAAGCAGGAGAAGGCCCUCAGGCUCAAGGAAGCAGCAAGUCAGGACUUGCAAAGAGACCUAAAGGACCAGUCAGCCCAGCUACAGGGAGUCUUGGAGAAAAAUACUACACUGGAAGCUCGGUUAGAGGAAGUGGCCAAUAAGAAGUCUCAGUUGGAAGCUCAGGCUGUUGAGGAGCAAGCCAGGUACGAAAGGACUUUGCAGGGACUGGCGAGCCAGAUGGGAGCUUUUGAAAAUAAGGUGGGCAUGCUGCAAGAGGAGAGACAGCAGCUCCAGGCCACCUUGCAACAAGCCAUUGAACAAAGAGAAGUCUUGGCAAAGCAAGCAGAGAGCAUGAUUGCUGCCCUGGAGGGACAGGCCCAGGAGGCUAUGCAGCUUAGGAGCGAGCUGGAGAAGUUCAAGGCCGCCAGCCAAGCACUACAGAAAGCCUCGCAGGAGGAAAACGAAGCAGUGGCCUCAGCUCUAAGGGAGGAGUGCCUGCAGCUGAAAAAUCAAGUGGAGCAACUGGAGCAGGAGAAAAUGAGAGUCACUAGCAUGGCAGUGAAGCUGAGCAAAGAUUUGAAGCAGGGUUGGGAAUGGCCCACAGAGGAAGGUGCUCUAGAGAGGACAUUGGCUCCUUCUGCCAUUGUCAUGGACCCAACCAAUGGAGUUGGAGAUGAAGAAGCCAAGGGCCUAGUCAAGAAGAGGGGCAUCACAGAGGAAAAUAGUCGUGGAGUGGCAGGUUCGCAGCUGAUGAACAAAGAGGUUCUUCAGGUUGAUGUACUGCAAGAUUUGGAAAGUCCUGUCAAGAAGGGGGCCAGUGCCAAGCAUAGAACAGAAACCCAUGAGAAGCCUCCAUACAGAGAUAUGAUCGCCAGGAUUCAGUGGAAAGAAGCCUUGUCAAUUCAACUGGUUUAUAUCUGUAGAAAAUGUUUAACUCACUAUCUGAAGAAAAUAACAGAUGAUGUUCAGCAAGCUAAGCAAAUGCUCAUGGCCAAGGAAAAAACAAUGACACAUCUCAUGGAACAGCUGAGCCGGUCUCAGCAGGAAAAAGACCAGCUGCUGCUUUUGCUGGAGAAAAGCCGCCAGGAAUCAGAGGAAAAGGAGAAGAGAUACAAAGGAGAGCUGUCAGAGCAGGGGGAGCUCAUUGGCAACAUGAAAGGGAAACUGCUGGAAUUACUGCGGGAAAAGGAUGCCCUGUGGCAAAAGACAGAAGGCAUUGCUUCCCAAGUGAAGGCAUCUUCAGCUCCUCAGAACUCAGGAGUGUGUGUCCAGUGCAAAAAGGAUUUCAGGCUCAUGUCACGCCGAUACCAGUGCAGGUUAUGCCAGAACAUGGUUUGUCAUGCCUGUUCAGUGAGCAGCGGGCACAAGGAGCGCUGCUGCCAACCAUGCUACCAGAAGAGAAAUGCCCAAGACACCUGAACGUUAGGCUCACCAAGCCAGCACAUUCUAUCCAGUGGCACUGGCACUGCAAGUUCAGUAAAUAGCUCCCUCCCUGAGUGCCAUCUGGGAAUGGAUGCAACUUCCUUUGUGGCAUUGGUUGCAAACUAAUCCAAAAGAAGAGAACCGUAUGGUGACAACUGGAGAUGUUGCAAUGAUAACAAGGAAUCACUUAAAAAUUAAAUUCCAGUCAAGAAUGAGCCUGAAUAUCAUGGAUAUUCAAAUGGUAUAGGGGCAUCUCUUGUUAUUCCCAGACCCAACACUAGUAGUUAGAAAUCUGUUUAUAUCUGGCAUUUCUAUGAAGCAUGCAGCAGGCACUCUCCACUUGCCUUCAGCCCCUGCAGCCAAGGAUUUCCAAAACAUCACAUUUGAGGGAUAUAAUGCAUUGGUUGAACAACCAGAUGGAUAGGGAGAGAAUAUACUGUAUUUUCUGUCCACCAUGAGAUGUGGAGAGCUAUUUGCAGCCUUAUAUUCUGUUGUGGCUUGUUGGAGUUGCUUCGAGAAGCAGGCACAUGAAGCAUUGAUAUGGUAUUGUCACUGAACCCCAGUAUAGAAUUUGAGCAUAUGCAAGCUGGCAAUUUGAAAGGGAGCAACUUCAUGGGAACUCUUCCUGUAUUCUCCCAUGUGUGCUUAGCUACAACAGCAGUAACACAAAAGGAGAGACAUUUUGCCAAACAAUACUGUGACCACACCAAGUUCCCAAGAAUGAGUUUUGCUUUCUACUGCAAUCUUUCCUACUAUAGAUGGUGGGACCACUUGAGGCAGCUGGGAAGGUGACUGAUGUAGAAAAACCAUGGGAGAAGACAAUCCCUAUCACCACCAUGGAUAGCAGAUGUAAUGGCACCAACUCACUCUACUUUAUUUAUUUUUAUUCUGACAAUCGCUAUUGAAAACUGGAAUCCAUAAUUUAAUCAUGUAAUUGCUAUGGAAGAAAUUAUUAUUUAUGGAGUGGGGAUUUAAGAAACUAAUUUUAAAUUAAAAUCAUUUGGAUGGUU
This is a messenger RNA of Rhineura floridana, 4593 nucleotides long. It is a transcript of the gene RUFY4, whose product is annotated as RUN and FYVE domain containing 4. Gene Ontology annotation, molecular function: metal ion binding. Gene Ontology annotation, biological process: plus-end-directed vesicle transport along microtubule; positive regulation of autophagosome maturation. The coding region runs from base 404 to 3580 and encodes 1058 amino acids. The record is from RefSeq and is a predicted model, not a curated record. The transcript has 14 exons. NCBI's taxonomy places the organism in Eukaryota, Metazoa, Chordata, Lepidosauria, Squamata, Rhineuridae. Gene Ontology annotation, cellular component: lysosome; autophagosome; late endosome.